Molecule: messenger RNA, 925 nt
Organism: Medioppia subpectinata
Lineage: Eukaryota; Metazoa; Arthropoda; Arachnida; Sarcoptiformes; Oppiidae
Source: the annotation of a GenBank genome assembly
CGACAAAUUACACGCAUUCAAAGAUUAUAUCCAAAGAGUGGCCAAAAAUCUUAAACACGAUAUAAAACUUAAUUUAUUUGAUUGCUAUGAACUGAUGGCACUCUCGGAGAUCUGUUCCCUGUGUUUCGCCACUUCCAUCGCAUCCACCACUUCCUCAGCAGAAGAUAUCCACUGUUACCACAAUUUAGCGCUUUUGAUGAUUAGUUUUACGCCCAAUGAGACCAUUAAACACAAACUGUUGACUGAAGUUGUGUUCAACAAAACAAUUCACGCCAUCGAGUCCUCCGGAAUUGCUGGACAUAUGUCUGAACUGAGUCUUCGGGACAAAGAGUUUGAGCCCAAUAUUGUUGACAAUUUAGACUCCAUUAAGACAUUGUAUGGCAAACAUUCGCGCUUUGAUUCCCAUCACUGGCUCUUUGAUCCACUCAUCAGAUCAGUUGAGACCAAGAACUCUGUGACGUUGGAUGAGAUUCGCGCGUGUCUUGUGUUUAUCUCAGCGGUGGUCAAACGGCACCGCAAUUACUGUCAACAACUGAUCCAGUCUUCGUCGGCGUUCUAUUGUCUCAUUUCAUCGGUGUUUCUCAUAUCUGAAGAAGUCUUUUUCGAUGACGGCGUUCAACGGCUACUGUAUGUCAUUUUGAAGACACUACUGGCCGGCGAUGGGAUCCGAUGCCAGAUAUCGGAUAGAGUGCCCUAUUAUGACACUUGCGGUGAUUUUUAUCAACGAUUUGUAGAUCAGUUGGAGUCCGUGUCUUAUGGCAACAAACUGUUCAUCAAUUAUCUGCUGGUCUUUUGCCAAUCGAAAUGCAGUCCACUCUUCAGGACUAAACUCUUUGUGGACUUUCCGACAGCUUUUCGUAUAAUUCAGAUAUCAUUCGAAGAGUGGAAAGCCCUCUGCUGUACGCCAUUGCUGUCCAUCAUCUGA